Molecule: messenger RNA, 2706 nt
Organism: Catharus ustulatus (Swainson's thrush)
Lineage: Eukaryota; Metazoa; Chordata; Aves; Passeriformes; Turdidae
Product: leucine-rich repeat-containing protein 14-like
Exons: 4
Coding region: 205-1689 (494 amino acids)
Cellular component (GO): cytoplasm
Source: RefSeq, a predicted model, not a curated record
AAGAAUCCGCCUCCAGAGUUAAUCUCACUCGCCGAUUGGUUGCUACAACGAGAAAAAUCGGAAGUGGAGCUUCCGUACGGGCUGGGGCUCCCUGUUUCCUAGGGAUAACCUUGGAUUUGGAGUUUCCCUGGAAUUCUCUCCUGGUUCCUCCUCAUCCUGGGUUUCCCCCCAGUUUCACCUAAUUCCCUCAGCUCCCCAGAAUCCAUGGAUUCUCUGCUUUUCCUCUGCGCCCGCUGCGUCGUCAGCCAGCAUCCUCUUCCUGCCCUUCCUGCCGAUCUCUAUCAUGUCCUUUUCCAAGUGGCUUUCCUGGAUGGAAGACCCCUGGUCCUGAGGGAUUUGGUGACCACUUGGCCUUUCCCGGUGCUCCACCUGCAGCGGCUCGUGGGGCACCGGGAGCUGCUCCGGGAUCAUGACUGCACAUUCUGCAUCAAGGCCAUCAUCCAGGGCGUGGUGGCACAGCUCCAGCGGGAGCUGGAAGAGCCUGGCCGCCAUUCCAGCUUGCGCGUGCUGGACAUGACCGGACUCUCGGAUUCCGUGUCCGGCGACACUCCCGUCGGUUUGACCGUCUGGUUCAGCACCGAGGCUUUCGCCAAGGCUUGCUUGGGGGUGUCCAAGCAUCAGCAGGAAUUCCAGAGGCGUGAAUCCAACCAGCACAAAGGCUGCUCCGGAGCUGACACGGGCACAGCCACUCCGCAGCCCACAGGCAUGGAAGUCCACACGGACCUAUGUGUCGAAAGAAGGUCCUACGAGAUCCUGCGUGAUGCUCUCCAGACUGGAGCCGCCAGCCCGCUGCGCCUCAAGUGCCGUGAAUUCCAAGCGGUGGACAUCUCAGUAUUCAAGAUUGUGACUUUGUUGGAAUCUCUGGAUCCAUCGUUCGUGCGGAGAGUGAACCUAUGCUUCAACUAUUUCGGAUUGACCGGACUCUCGGUGAUCCUGCCGCACCUCUCGCGCUUCCCGGAGCUGCGCAGCCUCAAGCUCCAGUGCAACAACGUGGAUGUGCAGCAUCUGAUGCCAGAAUCGGCCACGGGAAUCCGCUGUGUUGCCAGGCAGCUGGGAAUGUUGCCCAGCCUCCGGGAGCUCAACCUGGGAUCCUCCCGGCUCUCUGGGAAUCUGCACCAGAUCCUCUGUGACCUCCAGACUCCAUUGGAAAGCUUGGAAUUGCCCUUCUGCUCCCUUGUUCCCGCCGACCUCGCCUUCCUCUCCCAAAGCAUCCACGCUCCGGCCCUCAAAAGGUUGGAUCUGAGCGGCCAUGACUUCUCCCAAGGCCUCCUGGAGCCGCUGCGGCUGCUCCUGCAGGAAACCUCGGCCUCGCUGCUGUGCCUGGAUCUCAUGGAAUGCCGCAUGGCCGACUCCCACCUGGAUGUGCUACUCCCGACGCUCCUGCGCUGCUCCCGCCUGCGCUUCCUGCGACUGUAUGGCAAUUCCCUGUCCACGGCUGCACUCAAGGACCUGCUCCAGAAAACCUUGGAGCUGCCAAAUCUCCACCUGGUCGUGUAUCCCGUCCCCAAGGACUGCUACAAUCCAGAGCCGUCAGAAUUCCAUUCUGAUUUUGGAGAGGUCUUGGAUGAGGAGCUUUUUGAAGCAACCAAGGUGCAGUUUUCCCAAAUCUUGAUAAAUUCUGGGAGAACUGACCUCAUCUGGACUUACAAUCCUAAUGGCCACAGAGCCCUGGACUACUUCUACUUGUGAUUUGUAAAGUCUUGGAGCCUGCAUUGUGGAAAAUUGCUGCUGCCUUUUUCCCAUAACCCGGGUGCUUUCCAGCUCCUCCUGGUGAUGUUCUGUUUCAUUCCAGGGUUCUUUUCCUUUCAUUUUGGUGCUUUUCUGCCGGUUUGUUAGUUUUCUGCUUCAUCCUGAUGUUUCUCCUCCCCAUCCCGAGAUUUUUCGUUGGUUUUGUAGCUUUUCUGCCACAUUUUGAGGUUUUUCCUCCCCAUCCUGACAGUUUCCCCCUCUCAGCCCAUCCUGGUAUUUUUCUGCCUCAUACUGGUACUUUUCUGUCUCAUUUCAUGAUUUUUCCCAGCCCAUCCCAGUGUUUUUUCCAUAAGGAUUGGCUUGGCACAGCCAAAUUACAGGAGGCUCUGGGGCUGGAUUCCACAAGAAGCUUCCAGAAGCUUCUCCCGUGUCUGGCAAAUUCUGUCAGGAACAGCGGUGACACCUCUGGAAUAAGAAUGAAGUUGGAAGAAACCAGUCAUAGCACAGCUGGAAUUCCAGAGCAGCAAUUUGGGAAAGGAGUGACUCCAGAGGUCAUUCCAAGGUGCUGGAGUGGAAGUUCCCAAUAUUCUGAGGUGCAUGCAAAGGGAAGCUCAUCCUAGAACUGGAUCUUUGCAGGGACCUGCGGAUCCAUGGAAAAAGGAGCAGAUUCCUGGCAGGAAUCCCAUGGAGGAAAAAACCUUUGUAGCAGGAUAUUGCUGAUGUAUUGACCCCUUGGAAAAGUCCAUGAGGAAUUGUCUUCCAUGGGAAUGACACACUGGAGAAAUCCAUGGAAAAUUCUUGCCAUGGGAUGGAUUUGCGUUAGAAAAUGGAUUGAAAAGUGACCUCAGGAUGGAUUCACAGUGAAUUCCAUGAAAAACUCCCCUGGGAUGGUCCCAGCUCUCAGCACUACUGGAGGGAUUGAGGGAAAGGUGGGAGUGAAUUGGGGGAGAGAAAAGUUGGAUUUGGGGUCUGGUUAUCCUGCUCUGAUCCCAUUGAAAAGAAACUCAUGAUAUUGCA